Molecule: messenger RNA, 2953 nt
Organism: Linepithema humile (Argentine ant)
Lineage: Eukaryota; Metazoa; Arthropoda; Insecta; Hymenoptera; Formicidae
Product: CKLF-like MARVEL transmembrane domain-containing protein 4
Cellular component (GO): membrane
Source: RefSeq, a predicted model, not a curated record
UACGACCAGUACGUUCGUCUCUGUGUACCUGGGUGUACAUAGUUUAGGUCUUUCCGUCCAACGUAACAUUGACGGCGCGGCUCUGAUUUCCACGCGUGCCUCAAGGACAAGCCCGACGAGCGAUAAGAACGGACAUCGCGAUAGAAAAAGACGAGGAGAGCGCAGUGACAUACCGGGACAGCAUAGAGGAGACGCGUCUAGAGCAAUCGCGCACAUAGAGACCCGGCCGAGUUUUCGACGCUUCGUCUCGAGCGUCGCAGCCCAAAAAGACAGCAGCAGCGUCGUCGCACGUCGAUUUUACGGAAGGACAGCGUCAGGAGAAGGAGGGCGGCAGUAACAGGUGGAAAGUUUUAGAAUAAUCGGAGGCGAUGGAUCAAGGAUUCCCGGGGCAGCACACCACCACGACCACGGUGACGACCACCACAACGACCACUCAGCCCAACAUACGGUUUGAUCCGGCGUACGCGAGAACAAUACCCGGAAUUUUGAAAAUCGUGCAAGUGGUACUGAAUCUCCUGGGAUUUAUAUGCAUAACGGUGUCGACUCACAGUAGUCACAGCCGGGGAGGAUGGUUCAAUACCGUGGCCAUGUGCGGCUUCUGGUUCACGGGAAUCCUGCUCGUUCUCUACUUGUUCCACAUCAUCGAGAAGUUUGCCAGGAUCCCGUGGCUUAAAAUUGAAUUUGUAUUCUGCACGGUUUGGACCGUUUUUUACUUGUUGGCCGCUUCCCUCGCAGCUGACUACGCGCGUUACACGGAAGCCUUCGGCGUGGCAGCGUUCUUCGGAUUUUGCGCGAUGGUGGUGUACGGCUACGAUGCUUGGCUGAAGUUUAAGGCGGUGAAGAGCGGAGCUUUGGCACAGGGCCAGCACACGCCGAAACAAGUGUCCACCGUCACCAGCCCGGCGUAUUAAAAUCCGAAGACGGGCCCAGAGAGCACGGACGGACCAUCGAUUGACUGAUUGCACCGAUCGCUCAAUCGAGACAUAUCGUAUCUUUGUGCGGGGCCAGCCUUUUUAAUUACGACGCAUUUCUUUUGUGCGGUUAAACGUCAAGCGGCUUUUUCCGCCCGACGUUUUUCCCUUUGAUUGCACGUGUGUAUGUGUGUGUUUGUACGUAUGCAUACUCAUUUAUUUUCACCCGGGUACGUACACUUUUUUUUUUUUCUUCUCUCUCUCUCUCUCUCUCUCUCUCUCUCUUUGUCUCCUUUUCUCUUUUCCUUUUUUUAUCAAAUUGAUAAGUUUUUUAUACUUGAUAAAGAGGAGGCAAUAAUCUACUGCGCUGUAGCAUUAACUCGUUAACUUAUAUUCUAACAAUAAGAAGCAAUACGCUCUCACACGCGCGUUAUCUAAAUGGAUAUACAUAAUCGAACAACGAUUGUUGAUAUUUUAUAAUAACGCUCGCGGCGUUCUUGCUUUCGGCACACUGUUAUUUAUGCGACGAUGCAUUUGCAUUGUGUACAUAUAUAUACAAACACAACAAGUUGUAAACAUUGUUGAAUCAGUAUCUUAAAUUAUUAUUGAAAUCGAGGCGACGCAUUGUGGUGCAGCGAAGCUCGGACGUGUUUUAGUGUCAUGUCGAAUGCUGAUGCGAGUGCUAAAUCUAUUUUAAUCUCCUUGAUCCUUGUUUGCAAAAUCGGCCCAGUCAAUCUUGUAUUGUUUUCCACAGAACGUUUUGGUUAACGAUGGUAUUUGUUUUUUGGUCUCGUCGAAGUAUAGUAAAGAUACAGGAUAUAUUAGAUAUAUCCAUUCCGUAACUUCAUAACAUUAUCUUUGUAGUUAUAUGCUGCACAAAUGUAAUUUGAAAGUCUGAAAAUGUGGAAUUCUCAGAAAAAUUUUUCCCCGAAGAAAUCCGGAUAUUUUAAUAAGACUGAAGAAAUUUUUAUUGAAAAUGUCGAAUUUUUAAAUUUUACUUUUAUGUUGCAAUCGAUCGAUUAGUGAUUCUUCACUCUCUUUUUUUAAAUACUUUCUAAAUUUAAUAUUUUGAAUUUGUGAGCGAUUCUCUUUUUCCUUCACAAAUACAAAUAGAAAAUAUUGAGAAACAAAUUUUUAUUUUCAAUUGUAAAUAUAAAAAAAUGUACUCUAUCUUUGCCAAAUUUGAUACUUGGAAAAUGAGAGAAUUUUUUUCAAGGUUUAAGAGUAUUUAUUUUUGAUAUUAUAAUAGCUGCGCAAUAUGAUACACAAUGAAUUAUCGUUGAAAAUUACAGAAUAUUGAUAAAGGCGAAAUAAACUCAGCGAAGAGCAAUACAUUAUUUCUGUGUAAAAGUAAGAUCAAUCUCGAGUAUUAAAAUCUUGAAUAUCUAGAGUGUACUUGCACGCGAGCCAUUUGCAAGCAGGAGCGGAGAACAUAUAAAGUUAAGAUAUUGAAAUACUAUGUUUUUUCUCUUUCAUGUCGUGCGUAGUCCUUUUAGAUUGUUGUGUAGACUUUCUAGACCGUUCGAUAUUACGCUUCGUAAGUCGCUAACACACACUGAUGGGAUCAAAAGUGCAGUUACGACUGCGCGAAUUGUACAGGGACGCAAGAAACAUUUGACGUAGCGUGAUCAAGUAAAACGGCUCUCGAGUCACCGUAUCGACUCGCGGCGUAUACAUAUCCGCUGCAUUUGUCAUAUCAUCACAUCACAUUACUCGAUUAUGCGUAAUCUGGCAUGAUCGAUGGUCACGAAAAUUCUCUGUGUCACGAAUAUGCGAAUAAUUACGCUUCGUUGAGGAAUACUGUCUGUUACAAACGACAUAAAAUAUAUUUAUUAGUUUUGUUAUCCUUCAAGAUCGAAUAUAUACAUCGAUAUAUAUAUAUACAUAUAUAUAUACACGACAUGAUAUACACUUGUCAAUCAAUGUCUAGUUAAAUAUAUGGCGCCAUGAAUAGUGUUAUGUAUAGCAACAAUUGGCGAAAUAACAUUUCGAUAUCAGUAAAUGUAUUCAACGAAAUAAAUGAUCGAUUGUUGUUUCCUGGA